Molecule: messenger RNA, 2706 nt
Organism: Carcharodon carcharias (great white shark)
Lineage: Eukaryota; Metazoa; Chordata; Chondrichthyes; Lamniformes; Lamnidae
Product: transmembrane 6 superfamily member 1-like
Exons: 10
Coding region: 387-1496 (369 amino acids)
Cellular component (GO): lysosomal membrane
Source: RefSeq, a predicted model, not a curated record
ACUGCCCAGAACCUACAGCUGGAAUGUGAUUGUGCACUGGGAUCGGAGCCAGCAGCCUCUUGUGUGCUUCAGGGUAGAACCUCCAUCCCCACAGGGAGGGGGGGGGGGGGGGGAACGGUCCCCAAGACAACUCCUGAGGUUUCAUCAUUUAUUAACACUGCAAUUAUCCUGCUGCUUGCUGUUUGAAGCUGAGUGAGAGAGGGGAGAGGCGAGAGGCAGUUGCAGUUUGGAAGGAGCAAUACUGGCUUCCCUUUGUGAUAACCUUGACAGGAACCAGAGAGAGAGAAAGAGAGAGACUGGAGUCCCAUAUUACUGAUUCGCAGUAGAAUAGUUUUGCAAAAUAACAAAGUGGCUUCUAAUAAUUUCUGCAACAACAACAAAAAAAAAUGCCUGCUUCUUCCGCCACUAGGGUCUUUGUGUUAUCACUCGUGUCAAUUCCAGUGACCCCUCUGUUUAACUUCUUCUCCACCAACAGCAGCCCCUGGACAAUCCUUAUUGUUGCAUUACUGGUCUUGAUAUCUGUGGCAAUAAUUGCAUUUUUUCUGGUAAAAAAGAAACCACCGAAGGAUCCUUUAUUCUAUGUGUAUGCAGUGUUUGCAUUUACCAGUGUGGUGGACCUUAUUGUAGGACUUGAACAAGAUGGACUCAUUGAUGGAUUCAUGACCCUUUACUUGAAAGAGGGUGAACCUUACCUGAAUACAGGCCACGGCCACAUGAUUUGUUACUGGGAUGGCUCGGCACAUUAUUUGAUGUAUCUCCUGAUGGUAGCAGCUAUCGCGUGGGAGCAGAGUUACAGGACCAUUGGCUUGUACUGGGUUGGAUCGAUUCUGAUGAGUACUAUUGUAUUCUUAACUGGAAACCUUGUUGGGAAAUAUGGCACCAAACUCGGUCCUGUCAGCCUCCUGAUUAUUCCUUACCUUGUCCUUCCCAUGUGGGCUGUUCUUCAAAUUUAUAACCAGCCUCUAGAGAGCGAAUCUGCACCUAAGGCUAUUGAAGUUGCUCAAAAGAAGAGUCUGCUACAGAGACCUUUUGACCUGUUGCUGGUCAUCUCUCUCAUUCUUGCCAUUGGGUUCAGCCUCUUCAGAGGAUUGGUAGCUUUGGAUUGUCCUAUUAAGGUGUGUAGACAAUACCUGAGGCACCAAGAGCCAUACCUGAGAGAUCCUGCAGCCUACCCAAAGAUACAGAUGCUGGUGUACUUGUUUUACUCAGUCCUGAUCUACAUCGUAACCCUGUAUGGUCUGUUUGUUCCUGGGUGUUCCUGGCUUCCAGACUUGGCACUGCUUCAUGCAGGAGGUCUUGCACAGGCACAGUUUUCACAUAUUGGAGCAUCCCUUCAUUCCAGGACUCCUUAUACAUACAGAGUACCAGAAGAGGCACAACUGGUCUUUCUAAUAAUAAAUGGACUCUAUGGUGUUUUGCCACAGUUACUUGCCUACAGAUGUGUCAAUAACCCAGCGUUUUUCUUGAAGAGGAAAGAAGACCCGAAGACAAAGUAAAACCUCAGUCGACUAAAUGUUUUAUUUUUCUGUCCAAAGUAACAUUAUUUGCUAAUUAAUUAGGUCUGCAGAUUAAAUAUUAGAGUAAAUUUCUUAUUAAGCAAAUUGAAUUGGUGCUUUGUAAAUGAUUUUCUUUUUCUAUUUUGGUAUUGGUACCGUUUUAUUCUUCCAAGUUUACUGUCGUGUAAAGUUAUAGAACUGUGUAUUCAAGAGCAAUUGUGAAAUAAUUACCAAGAACAAAGGCAUUUAUUAUGCCUGGGAGAUGUGAUUUCUGGCAUGAGACCUGUGCCAUGUUCAGUCAAUUUCAGCGCUUACUGUGUGUGGUGCAAUUUGUUGCCAAGUAUCAGUUAUGUAUGAUGAGAACGGGCGGAGGAUGAGGAGACUUUUUGAUUAAUUCGUAGGAUGUGGGCAUCUCAGGCAAUGCCAGCAUUUAUUGCCCAUAUCUAAUUGCCCUUGAGAACUUGGUGGUGAGCUGCCUUCUUGAGUACAGCCCAGUGUCUUGAUAGGCCUUGUCGCAGGGCAGUUAAGAAUCAACCACAUUGCUGUGGGUCUGGAAUCACCUAUAGGUCAAACUGGGUAAGGAGAGCAGAUUUCCUUCUCUAAAGGAGGGUUAAUGAAUCAGAUGGGCUUUUACAAUAAUCCAGUCGUUUCAUUGUUACUGAUACUAGCUUUUUAUUCCAACUUUAUUUAAUUAAUUGAAUUUAAAUUCUUCAGCUGCCAUGAUGAGAUUUGAACUCUGGGUUGCUGGUCCAGUAACAUAACUGGUCUGCUUCCAUAUCCCAUUUUAAUUCAGUUAUUUCUUCUGACCUUGGAUGCGUUUCCUAAGAGGGCUGUGGAAGCAGAUUCAAUAGUGACUUCCAAAAGGGAGGUGGACAAGUACUUGAAAUGGAAACAUUUGCAGGGCUGUGAGGGAAGAGCAGGAGAGUGGCACUCACUGGAUAACUCUUUCACAGAACCAUCCCAGGUACAAUGGGCUGAUUGAUAUUCUGUCUUAUGACAUUCUGUGAAGUUCCAGAAGCUGUGCAGAUGUUGCCAUCGGAAUGACAUCAAGCGACUUCUUGCAUUAAAUUUACAGCUCUAAUUAUGUGUUUCAUGCACCAGUCAUAUGGGUCACCUCUGUGAUAAUUCAUACAGGCAAUGUGAAAAUAACUUUGUUUGCAAAAGGUGAAUUAUGUGGGCAGGCCUUCUAUAUUAAACAGAAUCUAAGCGA